GAGCUCUGUCAUAUGCUAUGAUAAUCAGUGAAAGUACGGAAAAUACUAACAGUGCUUAGCAGUUAGUGACACACGUAUGUGAAAAUAUGGCAAGUUCGUCACGAAAUUCAAACAAGAUUUGUUGUUAUGCGCAUCCAGAUGCGACACUUAUUGAAGACUACAGAGCAGGAGAUCAGAUUUGUUCAGAAUGCGGAUUAGUUGUUGGAGACAGGGUGAUAGAUGUAGGUUCAGAAUGGAGAACAUUUAGCAAUGAAAAAUCAGGAAUAGAUCCGUCACGUGUCGGCGGACCUGAAAAUCCGCUCCUCAACGGUGCUGACUUGUCCACUAUGAUCGGGCCAGGAACGGGUGCUGCGUCUUUCGAUGGAUUCGGCACCGCUAAAUAUCAAAAUCGGCGUACAAUGAGUAGUUCUGACAGAGCUUUACUAAACGCAUUUCGUGAAAUCAAUGGUAUGGCAGAUCGUAUCAAUUUGCCUAAAACCAUAGUGGACAGAGCCAACACAUUGUUCAAACAAGUGCAUGAUGGCAAAAACUUGAAAGGUCGCUCAAACGACGCGAUUGCUUCCGCGUGUUUGUACAUCGCUUGUCGGCAGGAGGGUGUACCGCGCACAUUUAAGGAAAUUUGCGCCGUCAGCAAGAUAAGCAAAAAAGAAAUCGGCCGAUGCUUCAAAUUAAUUCUCAAAGCCCUGGAAACUAGCGUGGAUCUUAUCACCACAGGCGACUUUAUGUCCAGAUUUUGCUCCACUCUUGGUCUUCCCAACAUGGUACAGAGAGCUGCUACGCACAUUGCUAGAAAAGCAGUGGACAUCGAUAUCGUACCUGGAAGAUCGCCGAUUUCAGUUGCUGCUGCAGCCAUAUAUAUGGCGUCCCAAGCGUCUGAGGACAAAAGAUCACAAAAAGAGAUUGGAGAUAUCGCCGGUGUCGCAGAUGUCACGAUUCGACAGUCUUACAAAUUAAUGUAUCCGCAUGCAGGCAAACUCUUUCCGGAAGACUUUAAAUUCGCCACACCCAUCGAUCAGUUACCGCAAAUGUAAAGUUAGGCAAAUCUCAUUUCUUCCUCUUUCUUGAAGUACAUUCUACCAUUCUAAAAGGAAUAGUUAUUUUCUGUCACAAAUAAUCAAGUACAUAUAAUUGUUUUAUUCACAGGGUACAUUCCUAAACAAUCUAUAGGAUUCAAUAUUUUUAUCUUGAUGCGAAUAAUGGCAGAUGUUUUUUUUCUUUUAUGUAUUAUUGUAUCAUUUUUCUCACAAGUAUAUUCACACAUAGCUAAUUUAACAUUUACGUUCUAUAUAUCUUAUGCUUUAUUGUAGGAUAACUAUUAUUAGCAUAGUGUACGUUUCAUGCAAUAUGCAACUUGGGCUUUCCGUUAUUUUUCUUUAUUUGCAAAUUUAUAGGAUCAAGAGAAAUAUAUUUAAUAUUGCUAUUA
Molecule: messenger RNA, 1423 nt
Organism: Linepithema humile (Argentine ant)
Lineage: Eukaryota; Metazoa; Arthropoda; Insecta; Hymenoptera; Formicidae
Gene: TfIIB
Product: transcription factor IIB
Biological process (GO): transcription preinitiation complex assembly; transcription initiation at RNA polymerase II promoter
Cellular component (GO): nucleus; transcription preinitiation complex
Molecular function (GO): RNA polymerase II general transcription initiation factor activity; TBP-class protein binding
Source: RefSeq, a predicted model, not a curated record